AUGAAGUGUGAGCCGCAACUCCAGGAGCAACACGCAAUCGAAAUCCUUCUAAAGAGCAUCCAUGGUCCAGUGGGUUUCUUACUCAAGGGAUUCACCAUCAAGACAUUCGAGAAGUUGCUUAGUAAAGUUGGGAAUCUUCAAGAAGAAGCUAAGCAACUGAGGGUUUUUGAGAAAACUGGGAAGCUAGAGCCAUCGAAGACAUCUACGAAGAAAUUCAGGACUACUUUUGUUGUCCGUAUAGCUAGAGCCAUCGAAGACAUCUUAAUCACUAUUGUACUACUUUUGUUGUCGAAAGAGAUAUUAGUGAUAUCAAUGGAUUUGUCCGGAAAUCAGUUUAUUGGAAGUAUUCCGGAAAGCUUAGGGUCAUCAAAUUUACAACUUGUCUUGUUAAACGAUAAUGAGUUAGAAGGACAGGUUCCAGAAAAGCUAUAUUCAGUUGGUGUGCAUGGUGGAGUAAUUGAUCUCUCAGGGAACAAUGGAUUAUGCGGAGUACCUUCUUUGCCACCAUGCCCCUUCUUUUGGGAUAAAAAGAAGCUUUCUACAAGAGGAAAGAUUGCAAUUGCUCUAUCAUGUGGGGUUUUCAUGAGCAUUGUAUUGCUUGUAUAUGUGGCAUGCAUCAAACGGGGAAGGAAUGACUAUGAAUUUGGGCCACCUCAGGAUUUGCUUUCCUCAGCAAUGGCUUCCAAGCGAAACAAGUACCAAAGACAGAAAAUGCUUCUUGAGAUGGAAACUCAACACUCUGAUGGAUUUGUGCCCCGCCCGAAUCCCCACUGACAGUUUCCUGAACCAUUUUGCUGAAACAAUUUUCCUCAUUCUUUGAAACUUUAGCUUCUCAACUGCAAAUAACAAUCUGCUAUGAUUGAACUGAACCUGAAGAAUGGAAGCUCGGUUGCUCAACAAUGGUUUUUUUUUGGCUGAUACAGGUGAGCUUUUCCCUUUUUAUUUUUGUAUUACAUAAAUCUACUUGAGGAUUGUAGAAGUUAGGUUGCAUAUGUGUACUAUUAUAGGUGAAUUUCUCUAUUAGAACAGCAGAACCUUUAAGGUUAUUUGUACAUUUGUUAUCCUUGCUAGUUUGAUUAGU
Molecule: messenger RNA, 1081 nt
Organism: Phalaenopsis equestris
Lineage: Eukaryota; Viridiplantae; Streptophyta; Magnoliopsida; Asparagales; Orchidaceae
Exons: 5
Coding region: 1-774 (257 amino acids)
Molecular function (GO): protein binding
Source: RefSeq, a predicted model, not a curated record